AUGGUCAGCUUUCUCGCGCUUGAAGUAAACCUUGUGAUGGUGCCAGUCCUGACUCUCUUCCUGCUCUACUGCGUUCCCAUACGAGCCAUCUCCGCCACAGCAGAGCGCAUCACUCGCCUUGUGGAAGGGUACAACAUCAGCGGAUUGACAAUUAUGUCCGCCGUGGCCAUCAUAUCGUCUUUCUCGUUUCUUUUCCACAUCCUCGAGUGGCAAUCCAAGUAUGCCGCGAAGCAGCGCUUCACCGAUAUCAGCCUGCAGCUGCAGCACGACAACAAGCGGCUGCGACUGGAACGCAACAUGUACAUCCAGCUUGUUACCUGCGUCCUGUGCCUCGCUGUCAAGAAGUAUGCGGCGCUUCUGAGCCAUCAAGAACCUCGCCGCGAAGCAUCCGCUGCUCCUUCUCGCGGAACCGCGUCAACGGCGCACAUGAAGACAGCGUAA
Molecule: messenger RNA, 441 nt
Organism: Leishmania mexicana MHOM/GT/2001/U1103
Lineage: Eukaryota; Euglenozoa; Kinetoplastea; Trypanosomatida; Trypanosomatidae
Exons: 1
Coding region: 1-441 (146 amino acids)
Source: RefSeq, a predicted model, not a curated record